GAAGAAGAAGAAGAAGAAGAAGAAGAAGAAGAAGAAGAAGAAGAAGAAGAAAAGAAGAAGAAGAAGAAGAAGAAGAAGAAGAAGAAGAAGAAGAAGAAG
Scomber scombrus (Atlantic mackerel) is the source of this 99-nucleotide messenger RNA. RefSeq lists its product as uncharacterized. The record is from RefSeq and is a predicted model, not a curated record. The transcript has 2 exons. Lineage: Eukaryota; Metazoa; Chordata; Actinopteri; Scombriformes; Scombridae. The annotation marks the transcript as partial.